AUGUCAUUUCAGCCUCCUCAGAAUAUCCCUUCCUUUUCCUCCUCCCAACGACCCCUCGAAGAUAGCUACUGGCGCCCUUCUGCUGCAAAAAAUAAUGGUGGUCUCGGGGGAUACGGGCUCUCCAAGUCCCAAAGUAGUGGUGUCGGCAGCGGCGCGAGGAGACUAAGUACCUUCUUCGGCCGUGGUCGUGACCUUCCGAUGUACAAGGAUAAACCCUACUUUGCGCCGCGGCGCACGGCCCCUAAACGAGUGCAGAGGCAGGUCCUCUAUGUGAUUGCUGGUCUAUUCCUAAUCGCAUUUGUAUGGGUGUGGUUUGCUAGCCGGGAAGAUGUACGAAAUGUCAGGUCGAGCACCGCGACAGGCGAGGAGUUAUGGAACUGGGUACAAAGUCUGGACUCGGAGGCCGAGAAGACCAAGAAACCAAAGCGAAUUGAUUGGGAAGCCAGGAGAGAAAAAGUCAAAGACGUGUUUGUGGUCAGUUGGGACGGAUAUGCGAAGCAUGCUUGGGGUUACGACGAGUAUCGGCCCAUCUCAAAGAAAGGCCGCCAUAUGAUCGAAGACGGCAUGGGCUGGAUCAUUGUCGAUGCACUGGAUACGAUGAUGAUCAUGAAUCUGACUUCGCGAGUCCAAGACGCCCGUGACUGGAUACACAAUUCGCUACGGUAUAAUCAAGACCACGACGUCAGCACCUUCGAGACGACCAUUCGCAUGCUUGGUGGGCUACUCUCUGCGCAUUAUCUGUCUACCACAUACCCGCAGUUGGCGCCGAUCAGCGAUGAUGAUGUUGGAUCCCCCGGCGAGGACCUCUACAUUGAAAAGGCAACUGAUCUAGCAGACCGACUGCUCGGUGCGUUUGAAUCCCGUUCUGGGGUUCCCUACGCAAGUGUGAACUUGAAUACAUCGGUUGGAAUUCCAUCACACGCGGAUGGCGGUGCCUCGUCGACGGCGGAAGCUACGUCGGUGCAGCUGGAGUUCAAGUACCUCGCCAAACUGACCGGGGAGGCAGAAUACUGGGAGGCAGUGGAAAAAGUGAUGAAGGUCGUUGAUGACCAAGAGAGGGAAGACGGCUUACUUCCGAUUUUCAUCUAUGCGGAUACGGGCCAAUUCCGUGGAGAGAACAUCCGACUGGGUAGCAGGGGUGAUUCUUACUAUGAAUACCUCAUUAAACAGUACUUGCAGACCUCCAAGCAGGAGCCGAUAUACAAGGAGAUGUGGGAUGAAGCCUUGAUGGGCAUUUGCAAGCACCUAAUCACCUACACCAAGCACGCGAACUUGACGGUGCUGGCCGAAAGACCUGAUGGACUCCAUCGAGCACUGCUCCCCAAAAUGGACCACCUUGUCUGUUUCCUGCCAGGGACGAUUGCACUGGGCGCGACUGGCGGGUUGCCGUUGUCCGUGGCGAAGAAGUCGCCGGACUGGGGCCCACGGCAGGACGAGGAGAUUCUGCUGGCGAAGGAGUUGAUGAAGACGUGCUGGGCCACAUACCUGGCGACCGCCACGGGUCUCGCGCCGGAGAUUACGUAUUUCGAGGUCGACGAUCCGCCGCGGAUGAUGGCCGAUGUAUAUCCGGACUCUGCCCUCAUCAAGGGGGACAAGGACCAACCGAGCAAGUACAAGCAGAAGGACCUCGAUCUGAUUUCGCAGCCUCUGGAUGCAGCUGACGACGAGACGCCCUCGUGGAAAAAGGACAUCAAUAUCCACGCACAGGAUGUGCACAAUCUGCAGCGCCCGGAGACGGCAGAAUCGCUGUUCUACAUGUACCGCAUCACAGGCGACGAGAUGUACCGGAACUGGGGGUGGGAGAUGUUCAAAUCGUUCGUGAAACACACCGCCGUCGUGGAGACGGACGAGCCUUCACCUCACGAGGCCAAAGACGACAACGACGACGAGAGCAAGAAACCACGCUCCCGAAUCGUGGGCUUCACCUCCCUUUCCAACGCCAACAUCGUCCCGCCCGUCACGAGGGACAACAUGGAGAGUUUCUGGCUAGCCGAGACGCUGAAGUACUUCUACCUGCUCUUCUCCGACCGCGACUUCAUCCCGCUGGAGGAGACCGUCUUCAACACAGAAGCUCAUCCGCUACCGCGGUUCAAGCCGAGCGGUGAUCUGAAGACCCGGUGGGAGAGGAAACCCCGGCAGAAGAAGAAUCUGCAGACUGAGUCUGAGUAG
This is a messenger RNA of Rasamsonia emersonii CBS 393.64, 2169 nucleotides long. Its product is annotated as Mannosyl-oligosaccharide 1,2-alpha-mannosidase. Gene Ontology annotation, molecular function: calcium ion binding; mannosyl-oligosaccharide 1,2-alpha-mannosidase activity. The transcript has 3 exons. The record is from RefSeq and is a predicted model, not a curated record. Bases 1 to 2169 code for a protein of 722 amino acids. Lineage: Eukaryota; Fungi; Ascomycota; Eurotiomycetes; Eurotiales; Trichocomaceae. Gene Ontology annotation, biological process: carbohydrate metabolic process; N-glycan processing. Gene Ontology annotation, cellular component: membrane; endoplasmic reticulum.